GCCCGCGAAGGGAUCUUGUGCCGGCCGGUAAUUUGUGAGUCCGGCACGCCCCUGGUUCUCGCGCGAAAUUUUUCCAGCGAUAACACAUAGUCAGUUUAGAAGCGACAGGGAGCAGUACAGCUCGGCUAUGCUCAACACGAAUUAUGAAGACGCUCAGUUUCUUAAGCCGUUUUACCAAGUUUUAAGCAGCCGCGAGGUACGGUGGGUCGCGACCGUUUACGGCAGCAUGUCCUUCAGUUGCCAACUUGAGCAGCGAGACUUGGACGGCGACAGCGACAGGAGACGAGUGCUCCUGCGUUUCAUCUCGUCCGCCAAGCCCGCGACGCCGUUCAAGAUAACUCUGACGGUCAACACGGAUACGUUCUUCGACGUACCGCUCAAGACCAUCAACGUAAGCCGGUACGUGAAGGCGGCCAUCAACUUCUUCAUCAUCAUAAGCCAUGCCAUUCCCGAGGACCUGCGCCUUGAAGUCAUCGUGGUAGACAGGACCCAAGAACCCGGCCUGCUCGCUUCUAUAGCUGACAGUGGCUGCGGCAUCGAUGACGUGUCUGCCGCCAAGACUCAGUUCGCCGUCGCGAAUGUCAAGGAGGACCCAGACGCCACAGUGGAGUGCGAUACGGUGUCGCUGAUCUGUCCGCUAAAAAGGGCGAGGCUCUUCGCACCCUGCCGCGGCGCCGACUGUCGGCACAAACAGUGCUUCGACGCCUUGGCCUACUUGAGGCUGAACGAAGCCACUGUUCGGCCCUCGUGGCGAUGCCCCGUCUGCGACGCAGACGUGGACGUGCAAGGACUCCGCAUGGACCCCUUCACGCUGGAGUUGCUGCGGAAAGUGCCCAUGAAUUGCGACGCGGUGCAGGUCUUCGGGAACGGACGCUGGGCUCCGGUGGACAAGCAUGUCGACGUAAUUUGGAUCCAGGACAGUCCAGUGAGGCCGCUCAGGCCUGUCAUCAGGAAACUCGAGUCGAACUGA
This is a messenger RNA of Ixodes scapularis (black-legged tick), 970 nucleotides long. RefSeq names its product E3 SUMO-protein ligase PIAS1-like. The record is from RefSeq and is a predicted model, not a curated record. Gene Ontology annotation, molecular function: SUMO ligase activity; transcription coregulator activity; zinc ion binding. Bases 128 to 970 code for a protein of 280 amino acids. Lineage: Eukaryota; Metazoa; Arthropoda; Arachnida; Ixodida; Ixodidae. Gene Ontology annotation, biological process: protein sumoylation; regulation of transcription by RNA polymerase II. The transcript has a single exon.